Messenger RNA from Octopus bimaculoides (California two-spot octopus), 2549 nucleotides. RefSeq lists its product as uncharacterized. The record is from RefSeq and is a predicted model, not a curated record. Lineage: Eukaryota; Metazoa; Mollusca; Cephalopoda; Octopoda; Octopodidae.
AAGGGGUGAAGACAGCUGAGUAGUAGCAGGUGUACUGCCAGUCGGAAGACAAUUCUCUCAGUUCCAUAUUUCUGCAGCCUGAGAGCGGAGUGCGUUUUCUUCGUUUCUUCUCAACUCGAACCGGUUCCUUCGAGUGGAAUUCUUAAUAAACUUUCUUUCUUCUCCGAUUGACAGUAAACUUUAGCCAUGGAUCGUGAAACAUAUCUGAAAAAAGUCCAGGCCAUCAGAGUGGCCAAAGAAACUGCUAUGGACAAGGUGGAGGUCAUUGAGGAAAAACUGAAGGCCACCGAGUCCGAAAGGAGCCGCUUGGAUGAGGAACUGAACUGGUUACAAAAGAAAUAUUCUAACAUGGAGAAAGAACUGGAUACUGUGAACAAUGACCUGUCUAAAGCCCAGGACAUGAUGCACUACGCCGAAGAAAGAGUUAGCGAGUGUGAUACAGAGAUCCAGAACUUGCAAAGGAGGAUACAAAUGUUGGAGUUACAACUUGAGAGAAGUGAAGAAGCUUUGUCUGUGAAAAAGACCGAAGAAGUAACAAACCAGGAGAAGCUGAAGGAAGCCGAGUUGAGGGCAACAAACGCCGAACGAACGGUGACCAAACUGGAAGAAGAUCUGGAGAAAAUGGAAGUCUCAUUGAACGAAGAGAAGGAAAAAUAUAACCAACUCAUUAAAGAUUUAGAUGAUGCUUACAACGAUGUAGCAUUGUAUUAAAAUACAACUGCCUCAUACUUAACUUUCUCCUUCCCGUCCGACUUGACUCUUUUGCAAUUUUAUUUUCUUCCCCUCACGAGAAAGGUAAGAAAUUUAAUGUUUUCAGCCAGAUAUUAUUUAAAAGUGAAUAUUAGCCAUAACAUCAGACAAACAUUAUUUCUAAUAAUGACAAUGCAAGCAGCAUAAAACAGCGCUGUUAACAAUAAAAAGCAGUUAAUUAAAAAAAAAGAUGUAAUUAAGAUUAGUGGAACAUCUCUAAUCUUUUUUUAUUUUUAUAUUUUUAAAUUGUGAAAAUUAUUUGGAGGAAAACAAACCUACUCUGCACCUUCUCUAUCGAUGUCCUAUUUAUAAUCCAGUUAGUUCACCAGUUAACCAAUAAUCCAGCGAUCAUAUUGUUUAUCAUUGAUUGAUUGAUGAUCACAAAGAUCAAUAUGCCAACGACAGUCACACUAUAUCACCAACCGGUGUUCUCUAAGUAAUUUUAUCUCUGUUAUUCACAUUAAUCAAACGUUUUAACAAGAAAAAAUUUUAAAGGUAAAAGCCAAGCGUUAGCCCUGCCGUGUUUGUAGUUUUGCUGGAAACCAAGUUGUUUGGAACUUUAUUAACCAGAGACCAACAUCACAGGUCACAGUUGAAGCAACCAAGUCUUCUUUAACAACACCUUUGGAAAUGUGUGAAAGAUCGCCAAGCAAACAAUAAUAAAGCAAAACAAAAACAGAAACAAGAAAAACAAUGAUUUAUUUUGAAAAUGAAUAUUUGCAAGAAGAAAAUAAACUUUAAAAAUCUAUGACUAGAAUCUUCAUCUUGGAAAUAAAUUUGUUUACAUUUAAUAUUUGUUCAUUUUUAGUAAAAAUAGCGUUAAGUGUCUUGUCGAAGGACCAACAUAAACAAAACAACAGACAAAAACAAAUGUGAACAGCUGUUCCUGAAAGAAAAACUGAAGUCAGUUAUAUAUAUAUAAAAUAGUAAAUGAUGAAAGAUGUACAACAAAUCUGAACUAAUUCCAUCAUGGAAUUGUUUGCCGACUGACUUCAGUAUUCUUAUUUAGAGUUUUUAUCUAUUUUUGGCUAAUCGAUGCCAGCCAGCAAUGGAAUCUAGCUGUACCCGGCUUUUAUUUCAAAACAACAAACACUGUAAUACUGCAGAUAGCUUAAUCUUAAAAGAAAGAUUUAUGAGCGGAUAAGUCUCAAAAGCAAAACCAAAAAACUGGGAAUACCGUCACAGAGACUGCAAUAGAACAAGUUCAUAAAAAAAAAACCUACAGACGUAAGGGCUAUGGCUACAUGUUAUUCGCUUAUUUGGUAGCCUCGGAAAGAAUUUCUUCAAGAAAACAGCAUUUUAACAGUUUUUAUUCUUGGAGAAAACAUUUCAAAAAACUUUAAUCAAUCAAUAAAUAAUAAAUGUAAUGAAUUAUUUGAGAUUUUUAAAAUCUUCAAUUACAAGUCUUUAAAACGAACCAACGAUAUACUGGAAAUCAAAAACAUUUGGACUUGGUAAUACAUUCACUGACCAAACUCAGACAGUCUUCAAUGAACUUGAAUCAGUGAAAUUAUUGGCUGGUUUUUGAACGUUUGGUGAAAAUUAAACAAGAAUGAAGAAAAGCGUACUAACUGCAGAUGGAAUCUACUGGAACCACAUGCUUAAUCUGCACUUCCGCUCACCAUAAUACCAAUAAGGCUGCGUUGCUGCUUAGUUUCUGGGGUUUUCUCCUAGCAUCAUUUUUUUAAAAUUUCUUAUCUGAAAUAACUUGAAAAUGUAUUUGGCUGGCGUUUUCACUCUGGAAAUUAAAAGCUAACCAAAUCUGAAAAAUAAAACUGAAUUAUAAUUUCAAAAGCAAA